CUCCAAAACUAAGAGAAUCUGAUCCAUCCCAACUUUUCGCAGGCCCGAGUUGAGUGUCAGUCGCCCAUCGUCCACCAACUUCACGACAACCCUUCAACCACCAAAUCGUCACCAUGGGUCGAGGACCGAAGAAGCACCAAAAGCGCCUGAGCGCCCCCUCUCACUGGCUUCUCGACAAGCUCUCGGGAACCUACGCCCCCAAGGCUUCCCCCGGUCCUCACAAGCAGCGAGAGUGCCUUCCCCUCAUCAUCUUCAUCCGCAACCGUCUCAAGUAUGCCUUGAACUACCGCGAGACGAGGGCCAUCCUGAUGCAGCGCCUUGUCAAGGUUGACGGCAAGGUCCGCACCGACCACACCUACCCUGCCGGCUUCAUGGAUGUCAUCUCUCUCGAGAAGACUGGCGAGAACUUCCGUCUCAUCUACGACACCAAGGGCCGAUACACCGUCCACCGCAUUCAAGAGGAGGAGGCUACCUACAAGCUAGGCAAGGUCAAGCGCGUACAAUUGGGCAAGGGCGGCAUCCCAUUCUUGGUCACGCACGAUGCGAGAACCAUCCGCUACCCUGACCCUCUUAUCAAGGUCAACGACACUGUCAAGAUUGACCUUGCCACUGGCAAGAUCACCGACUUCAUCAAGUUCGACACUGGUGCCAUUGCUAUGAUCACUGGUGGUCGUAACAUGGGUCGUGUUGGUGUCAUCACUCACCGUGAGCGCCACGACGGUGGUUUCAACAUCGUCCACGUCAAGGAUGCCAUUGACAACAGCUUCGCCACGCGCGAGAACAACGUCUUCGUCAUUGGUUCUGAGAAGCCCUGGAUCUCUCUACCCAAGGGUCGCGGUGUCAAGCUUUCCAUCGCUGAGGAGAGAGAUCGCCGCCGAGCUCAGGCUCUGGCUGGCCACUAAGUGGUUUGUUGUAUUUUAGUUGAACCACAGUAAAAUUAAAAAAGGGGGGACAUCUGGGCAAGAGGUUGACGAUUUGUCUUUGCGCAUGGGAACUGGAGUCUACGGCAUAUCCACUGUGUGCUUGCUUUACCGCGAAACUGGAACAAGCGGUUUAGGUCGAUGAUGAAAUGAGAAAUUAAUUGACCAUGAUUCCCUAUGAA
Xylaria bambusicola is the source of this 1102-nucleotide messenger RNA. RefSeq names its product ribosomal family S4e-domain-containing protein. The record is from RefSeq and is a predicted model, not a curated record. The transcript is spliced from 3 exons. Gene Ontology annotation, molecular function: structural constituent of ribosome; RNA binding. Lineage: Eukaryota; Fungi; Ascomycota; Sordariomycetes; Xylariales; Xylariaceae. Gene Ontology annotation, biological process: translation. Gene Ontology annotation, cellular component: cytosolic small ribosomal subunit; ribosome. Bases 114 to 902 code for a protein of 262 amino acids.